Molecule: messenger RNA, 1980 nt
Organism: Epithele typhae
Lineage: Eukaryota; Fungi; Basidiomycota; Agaricomycetes; Polyporales; Epitheliaceae
Product: polyubiquitin-tagged protein recognition complex Npl4 component
Exons: 7
Coding region: 1-1980 (659 amino acids)
Biological process (GO): ubiquitin-dependent protein catabolic process
Cellular component (GO): nucleus
Molecular function (GO): ubiquitin protein ligase binding; ubiquitin binding
Source: RefSeq, a predicted model, not a curated record
AUGCUCAUCCGGAUACGAUCAAGAGACGGGAACUUUCGCUUCGAGUUCCAGCCCACCGAUGAUAUCUCCGAGCUCAUCUCCAAGAUUUUAUCUACUGCGCCUGAAGCAGAUCCAAAUACAGUCACGAUCUCGAACCAACCACGAGGGAAUGAGAUACCGGUCAAUACAAUCGGCAAGCGGGAUCUGCAAUCACUAGGUUUCAAACACGGGGACCUUCUCUUCGUUGGUUACCAGACUCGCGCCGUUCCUGAAGAAGCUGCACCCCAAUCUGUAGCAGGUUCCAGCUCUUCCGCGGAGGACGCUGUACGCCCAUGGGAAACAGUAGAGGAGCCCCCCGUGGAUCGCUACUGGCGCAGUCAAGACGGGAAGAUUCCUCGGGGGCGUGACUCGCGGUUCUGCAAGCAUGGUGCGAACGCGAUGUGCGACUACUGCAUGCCUCUGGAGCCCUACGAUGCCGACUACCACACUAAACACAGCAUCAAGCACCUCUCCUACAACGCUUACCUCCGUAAGGUCACCCCCAAGGCCUCUUCAUCUGCAUCUGUCACCUCUAUCCUCCCGCCACUCAGCCCGCUCAUGUACAGAGUCAAAGACCCAUGUCCGACUGGAGGCCACAAACCAUGGCCCGAAAGUAUUUGUACUAGCUGCCAGCCCUCCGCGAUCACUCUUCAGAGUCAGCCGUUCCGUAUGGUUGAUCACCUAGAGAUUGCCUCCGACGACAUCGUUGAGCGCUUUCUUCAGGCGUGGCGAAAGACGGCCACGCAACGAUUCGGGUGGCUCAUCGGUCACUACGAGCCCUAUCCAGAUGUGCCAAUGGGCGUCAAGGCUGUAGUCGAGGCCAUUCACGAACCCCCACAGCAAGGAGAAGUGGACGGCUUGGAAUUGGGGAUCCCAUGGGAAGACGAGGCGCGCAUCCGUCAGCUGGCCUCUCAGGCGGCAACUCCGCUGCAGGUCGUUGGGUAUAUUUUCACCGAUCUUGAGCCUGAAGACGAGGAUAGAUCGAAGGUCAAAUACAAACGCCAUCCGCAGUCUUUCUACCUCUCGUCAUUGGAAAUCAUCUUUGCCUCUGUCAUCCAGAACGCCAACCUCACACCGAGCAAGGCCUCGUUCACGGGAAAAUUCGGAUCGAGGAUGGUCACUGCGGUUCUUACCGGCACUGAGGAAGGCGGAGUUGACAUCGCAGCCUAUCAAGUCUCCGAACAGGCGUGUGCCAUGGUAGACGCGGACAUGAUCGAGGCAAGCAUGGACCCCAGCAUCAUGCGCGUCAAGGAAGAGGACCGGAGCAAAGACACGGCGCGCUACGUCCCCGACGUCUUCUUCCGAUACAAGAACGAGUACGGUCUUGAGGUUCAGAAGAAUGCGAAGCCGUGCUUCCCAGUCGAAUACCUUCUGGUCAACGUCUCGCACGGGUUCCCCCAAUCUCCUUCGCCGGUUUUCCGCUCAACCUCUUACAAGAUCGAGAACCGGCCAGGCUUAGAAAACCAAAGCAUUGACAGCGUCCUCGCCAAGCUUGCGGAGCUGCAGGCGUUCGAUGUCCCCGUGAGCGGCGCCGGUGGCGACCCUGCCAAACGUGAGGCCCUCGCCCGGUAUCUCAGCGACUGGCAUUUGGUCACCUUCCUGGGCACCACGGGCCUUCUCAGUCCCGUUGACAUGCGUGCGCUGGUCCGCGCCGCGAGCGCGCCGGACAUCACGGCGACGCACGUGCUUGACGACCUCGUGCGGACCGAGAGCUGGCUCACGCUCAUGACGUUCGCGCGCGAAGCUGGGCCCGCGUCCACCGCCAACGCCGGCCAUGCGCCGAUGGACACCGACGACAUCCCGCAGGAAGUGUAUGAUCAGAUCGCGCGCGAGUCCGCCGCCGGAGGAGGCGGGGGCGGUGGGGCGAGCGGCGGGCCUGGGAUCCGCAUCUGCCCGCACUGCACGUUCGAGAACACGCACGGCGGGACGGACUGCGAAAUCUGCUCGCUGCCGCUGCAAUAG